This is a messenger RNA of Lathyrus sativus (Indian pea), 618 nucleotides long. The record is from the annotation of a GenBank genome assembly. NCBI's taxonomy places the organism in Eukaryota, Viridiplantae, Streptophyta, Magnoliopsida, Fabales, Fabaceae.
AUGGGAAGCAGAUUAGGAAGAAGAGUGAUACACUUCGCAAACCUACCAAUCAAGCUUCUCAUGCCAUCUUCAUUCACCAACAUCCAAGAAAUCGCCCUCAAAACCAUUCCUUCAGCCUCCAAGAUCGAGAUCAAACGCGUUCUGGAAUCUCUCUACGGCUUCGAAGUUGAAAAAGUUCGAACAUUGAACAUGGACGGAAAGAAGAAGAAACGCGGCGGCAUUUUGAUCGCAAAACCUGAUUACAAAAAGGCUUACGUAACCCUAAAAAACCCGCUUUCAAUUAACCCUAACCUUUACCCGAUCCGAGUCAUUGAAGAGGAUAAAAAGAGCUUGAAUAAACAGGCUAUGGCUAGCGUUGUUGAAGAAGCACCAAGCAAAUCCCACUGGCUCGAUGAGAACAAGGAAGCUCAACGGUUUAAGCCCCAAAACGGUUAUAACCGGGGACGGUUCGAUAGUUCUGGUUCAAACCGAGGUUCCGGCUCGAACCAAGGACGAUUUGAUAGUUCCGGUUUGAAUAGGGGGCGGUUUGAUCGUUCCGGUUCAAACAGGUCUGAUGGUUCUGCUGCCAAGUUUCCCUGGACUAACAUGAGGUCUGGUAGGAGUACUGCCACUAGGUAG